AUGUCAUGCUCAAGAAUAUUUUCAGGAGAUUUGCCUGAAUUAAUGAAUGAUAUUAUAAAAUAUUUACAGAAUGAUUUUUCAACAUUACAUUCAUGUAUUUUAGUUAAUAGAUCAUGGUGUCGUUUAACAAUUCCAUUACUAUGGGAAAAUCCAUUUUCUAUUCCUACAAAAAAUUAUAAUUUUAUUGAAAUUUACUUAAAUAAUUUAAAUAAUAAAUCAAAAUUAAAAUUAAAUAAAUAUAAAAUUAAUAAUAAUUUAUUACCUUCGAAUACACUUUUUAACUAUCCCAGUUUUAUAAAGUAUUUGAAUACGGGGAGUAUUAGUUUUUCUAUUGAAAAGUGGUUUAAAACUUUAAAACCUGAAAGUAGAUAUUUUUUACAAGAGUCAAAUACAUUUUUAGAAGUUAAAUUUAAAGGCUUAAUUUGGAUGUUACUACUUAAAUUGUUUAUUGAGAAUGAAGAAAAUUUAUAUAAUUUUGACAUUGAAAUCACCGAUGAUUCUAAUAUCUAUUUUGAAGAUUUUCUCGAAUUAAUGUUACAAAAUCCAAAUUUUAUUAACAAUAUUAGAAAUUUUAAACUUUAUAUUGAGAUUAAUUCUUUAUUUAUCAAUUGUAGAAAUAUGUCAAUUAAAAAUCGUAUAUCACAAAUGAUUGAUUCACAUCAAAAUCUUAAAAAAAUUGUAUUAGGUUAUAAAAGUUUUCCUUUUUAUCAAUCAUUAUUAUUAUCAAAUAAUUGUUCAAAUUCUUUAAACACAAUCAUAUUUUAUAACAUCAAUUUUUGUGAUAUAAUCAAUUUAGAUAAAGUAUUUGAUCAAUUAAAUGUUUUAAAAUCUGUUCAUAUAGUUUAUUGUUCUUCUUUAGAUAAUGAUUUUAUUCAACAAAUUAUUAAUUUAACUAAACCAUUUAAACUUAAAUCUUUAUUUAUAAGAGAGAUAUUAAAAAUUAAAUCAUUGGAAUUAUUAUUACAAAAAUCUGGUGGUUAUUUAGAAAAUAUUGGAUAUAACUUUGAGUGUGAUAAUGGUUUAUUUAAACAAAAAUUUUUAGAAUUAAUUAUAAAAUAUUGUAAAAAUAUUAAAUUUUUUGAAUUACAAGAAACUGAUAAUCAAAUCAUUUAUUUAGCAUUGGAUUUAAUUGAAAAUAUAAGACAAAAUAUUAAUUAUCUUUCUAUUGAUAUAUAUGGAUCAAGUGAUAACUGUGAUUCAUUUAUAUUAAGAAAUUUAGGUCAAAAACUUCCACUUAAAUUAGAAUAUUUAUGCUUGAAUCUUAAUAUUAAUACAAAUGAUUUUGAAAUAUUCUUAAAAAAUUCUCAGAAUACUUUUAUUAACAAGUUGUUAAUCAAUAAUUUAAAAGCUGAAAAUAUUUUAUCUUGUAUAAAAGAAAAUAUCAUGAAAAAGAAAAGAGUCAAAUAUUUAGCUAUUAUGAAUUCUUUUGAUUAUAUAGAUUUGUUUUCAUUGAAAGAUGUAGUCAAGGAAUUUGAGUUUUAUAAUAUUAUAAUUCAAAAAUAUGAUGAUUUGAUUAUUUAUGCGGAUAGUGUAAACUUUGUAAAAGAAUUGGAUUAG
Rhizophagus irregularis DAOM 181602=DAOM 197198 is the source of this 1557-nucleotide messenger RNA. RefSeq lists its product as uncharacterized. NCBI's taxonomy places the organism in Eukaryota, Fungi, Glomeromycota, Glomeromycetes, Glomerales, Glomeraceae. The record is from RefSeq and is a predicted model, not a curated record.